Molecule: messenger RNA, 1794 nt
Organism: Paramecium tetraurelia
Lineage: Eukaryota; Ciliophora; Oligohymenophorea; Peniculida; Parameciidae
Exons: 4
Biological process (GO): peptidyl-lysine monomethylation
Cellular component (GO): nucleus
Molecular function (GO): protein-lysine N-methyltransferase activity
Source: RefSeq, a predicted model, not a curated record
AUGAAUUAUCCAAAAAGGUUUUCGAUUGGUAAAAUGUAUUAAAGAGAAAAAGGGAUUUACCUGAAAGAUAAAAAUUGCACCUCAUAGUCAAGAUAUGAGUAAACUUAAUAUGAAAUUGAUUAUACGAAUUAAGGAGUGAAGCUAUAGGAUGUUGAACUAGCAACCUUCUAUCUCAAAAAUGGAUUACCUUAUCGAGGUUUGAAAGCCACAGAUAACAUUCCAGCCAAUUAUCUUUUGGUUCAAGUUCCCCGCCAAUUGAUAAUUAGCAGUCGAACUGCAUUUCAAUCAAGUCAAAAGGCUUUUUAUUUUAAACAUAGAGAUUUUUUUCUGGAUCAUGAGGAGGGAGAGGAACAUACAAUAAUGGCCUUCCUCAUUAUGAACAAAAGAGAAGGAAUUAAGUCAAAAUAUUAUAGAUUUAUUACAUAACUACCCAUAGAUGUUAAUAUGCUGAUAUUUUGGUCGGAAGACAAAUUGAAAUUAUUGCAAGAUGAAAAUUUAAUCCAAAAAGUACACAAAAAAAAGGAAGAAUAUGAAUAAACAUAUUAGAUAUUCAAAGCUAUAAUGAAUGCUACAGAAAAUGAAUUCUAAUGGGCAUACAGUAAUUUAUACACCAGAGAUUUUGGACAUAAUUUGAAAUACAAAAGCAUGGUUCCUUUUUGUGAAUUCUUCAAUCAUGAAUGUGUGGAUGUUCACAUUGCUCUGUUGUCAGAAGAUGAGUUAAAAGAAUAAAAUGGCUAGACUUUAAUUAAUAUUUAGAACCAGAAAGACCAGAAAGACCAAAAAGAUCAGAAAGGAAAGAAGGCAACAAAAAAGUAAACGAAGUAGCAAAAUAAAAAGAAAGGAGAUUUUUAUGCAGAGGAGGAACUCUAAAGUGUUUAAUCUUCAUCAGAUUCAGAUAAUUCAUUAGAUUUAGAUUAAAAUGAAUCAGAUCUAGAUGACUUCAUUGCAGAUCAAAUCAUUGAGUGGGCUAGUAAAAAUGAAUUAGAGGAAUAGACUUUUGAAGUCUUAAAGGAUUAUGUGCUAUCUAAUCUCAAAGCUCAGUACACUUAGGAAACAGUGUAAAUUGAUAGGAAUGAAACAAAGAAAAUAAUGAAUUGGAUAGAGGAUGAAGAUUUUGAUUAUUUCUGUAUUAGCUCAUAAAAGACUGAAAAUUUCAAGAAAGGAGCUCAAGUAUACUUUAAUUAUGGAAGACUUUCAAAUAGAGAAUUACUAUUAAGAUAUGGAAUUGCCAUAGAAAGAAACAAAUAUGAUCAUGUCUAUUUAAGAAUUAACACAGAAGAGUUAUUAAAAAGGAGAGGGAUGAGAGUAUUUUAAAAAUAGUAUUUAUCGAUUAAAUUAAAAUAUACUGAGUUUCCUUUUGCUUUGCUUAAGUUUUCCAAGGCUAUUACAGAUUUUAGAAGCGAGAACCAAGAUUACUAUGAUCUUUAGAAUGUGUUGAAAACAAUAGAUAUUUAGACAGAAUUGAGAGGUUAAGAAUUUCUCAUAUCUUUAGGAUUGAAGAAAUCUAUUGAGUUGUUGAAGUAAUUUAAGGGCGAGUUCAAAGAAGAUCUUACUAAAAGUGAUCUCUUAUUAAAGGAUAAACAGUUGGAUUAUGAUGAGUAUUUCUCUUUGGUUUACAGAUUGGAAAAGCAGAGAAUUCUCCAACAAAAUAUUAUAUUAUUAUAAUUGGCCAGAGAAAUUCUAUUAGAUCCAGAGAGAUUGGAUUACGUUUGUAGUUCUUAUGAGUCAUCCUAAUAUGAGUAUACUUAUAGGAUAAUACUGAAAAAAUACUUAGAAUAGAUACUAAUAUAAUGA